AUCUCUUUUUCAGAGCUUAAUCCAAUGGCGGUGACCAGCAGACUGUCACAGGCGGCGGUGGUCAAGCAAAUUAUGAAGCGCUGUUCCAGUUUAAGAAAUAAAAAGACUCACCAAUGCGGCGGCGCUGGCGGCGGAGAUAUCCCGGUGGAUGUUCCCAAAGGCCAUUUUGUAGUGUAUGUGGGUGAGAAUAGAAGCCGGUACAUUGUGCCGGUGACGUUUCUGUCGACGCCGGAGUUUCAGAUUCUUCUCCAAUUGGCUGAGGAAGAGUUCGGGUUUAGUCACCAUAUGGGCCUCACUAUCCCGUGCGACGAGAAGGUUUUUCAGUCUCUACUCCGAUCGAUUGAGUCGAACCAAACCGAAUGAACCUGUCUUUUUUCUUCUUUAGAUUGUGAAUUUAUUAGGUGGUUUUGGAAUUAUCGCUCGAAAUACUGUUCGAGAAUUCUCGAACAAUGUUUUAGAUUGAGCAUUUAAAAUCUGUAUCGAACGAUUAUUAGGGACAUACAGAUUUAGAAGCAGCAUUUUCUUUUAU
Molecule: messenger RNA, 529 nt
Organism: Cucurbita moschata (crookneck pumpkin)
Lineage: Eukaryota; Viridiplantae; Streptophyta; Magnoliopsida; Cucurbitales; Cucurbitaceae
Product: auxin-responsive protein SAUR50-like
Exons: 1
Coding region: 25-363 (112 amino acids)
Biological process (GO): response to auxin
Source: RefSeq, a predicted model, not a curated record